Molecule: messenger RNA, 1536 nt
Organism: Fraxinus pennsylvanica
Lineage: Eukaryota; Viridiplantae; Streptophyta; Magnoliopsida; Lamiales; Oleaceae
Source: the annotation of a GenBank genome assembly
AUGGCCAGAAAGCGAAAGGCUCCUGCCUCCGUAGCUCCUCCACAACCCGAACCUGUCCAACCGGAGCCACAAAUCGAACAGCCAGACCCAGAAGAAAACCCGCCGACCCAAGAAGAAGAACCCGAAGUUGAAGAAGUAGAAGAAGUGGAAGUGGAAGUGGAAGAAGAGGAAGGUGAAGAAGAAGAGGAGGAAGAUGAAGAGGAAGAGGAAGAGGAAGAGCAGCCAGAAAACAUGGAGGAGCAUAAAAAUAUUGAAGUUAUGACCGACGCAGAGAAGAAUGGACAAGAAAAUGUGGAAAAGCCCUCGAACGACGCCGUUUCAGGCGAAGAGCAAGCAAAUGGCGAGACUGGAGCCGAAGAGCAAAAUGAAGAAGAGGAAGAAGAAUUCGAGGAGGAGCCAAUAGAGAAGCUACUGGAACCUUUUUCUAAAGAACAGUUAGCAGUUCUGAUCAAAGAGGCUGUGAGUAAAUACCCUGAUUUCAUGGAAAGUGUGCACAAAUUGGCUGAUGCUGAUCCGUCCCAUCGUAAAAUAUUUGUGCACGGGCUCGGGUGGGAUGCGAAUGUGGAUACCCUUACUUCCGUGUUUGGGAAGUACGGGGAGAUCGAGGACUGUAAAGUUGUUACAGAUAAGGCAUCCGGGAAAUCAAAAGGUUAUGGAUUUAUUUUGUACAAGCAUCGGAAUGGUGCCCGCAAAGCUUUGUUGCAGCCUCAGAAGAAGAUUGGGACUCGGAUGACUUCCUGCCAGCUAGCGUCUGCGGGCCCUGUUCAGACUGCUCCUCCGGCAGCUGUGACAACUCUCCCCAACCCGCCCACGUCCGAGUACACACAGAGGAAGAUAUACAUUAGCAAUGUCUCAGCAGAACUCGAUCCAAAUAAAUUGUUGGAGUUCUUUUCCAAGUUUGGAGAGAUCGAGGAAGGGCCGUUAGGGUUAGAUAAGCAGACUGGGAAACCAAGAGGGUUCUGUUUGUUUGUGUACAAGAGUCUGGAGAGUGCAAAGAAAGCGUUGGAGGAGCCGCACAAGAAUUUUGAGGGGCACACGUUGCAUUGUCAGAAGGCAGUAGAUGGUCCGAAGCAUAGUAAGGGUCAUUAUAACCAACAUACUUCCCAGCAGCAGCAGCAGCACCAUCACCAGGGGCAGCAAGGUUAUUAUCACCAUAGUGCGAAAAGGGGAAAGUAUGUAGGGAGCAGUGGUACCGGCGGUGGGCACCUGAUGGCACCAAGCCAUGGAUCAGCUGUCCCUGCCGUCGGGUUCAAUCCUUCAGUGGCGCCUGCAGCUUUAGGACAGGCAGUGGCAGCUUUGUUGGCAACACAGGGUGCAGGCUUAGGUAUUGGGAAUUUGCUUGGAGGGAUAGGUGGUAUGAAUCCUCAGGGAGUAAUGCCAGGGAUGAGCAAUGCGGGUUAUGGAGGUCAGAGUGGUGCAGGUGGGUAUGGAGGUCAGCCCGGGAUGCAGGGAGGAUAUGGAGGUCAGCCACAGAUGGGACAAGGUGGCGUUAGGCCGCCACAGGGUGGUGCACCUUAUAUGGGUCGUGGUCACUAG